Molecule: messenger RNA, 951 nt
Organism: Phytophthora sojae
Lineage: Eukaryota; Oomycota; Peronosporomycetes; Peronosporales; Peronosporaceae
Product: glycoside hydrolase, family 5
Exons: 4
Coding region: 1-951 (316 amino acids)
Molecular function (GO): hydrolase activity, hydrolyzing O-glycosyl compounds
Source: RefSeq, a predicted model, not a curated record
AUGGCCAGCAACGACCUCACCGUUUGCCGCACCAUGGGCUUCGCUGACCUGACCACCGUCGGCACGACCCCGUACAACAUCGUCUACCAAUUGUGGGAGGACGGCACUCCUACCAUCAACACCAAAGACAAUGGCCUGGGUUACUUUGACAAGGUUGUUGCAGCAGCUAAGGCGGCAGGCGUGAAGCUGGUCGUACCGCUGGUGAACAACUGGUCCGACUACGGUGGCAUGGACGUGUACGUGAAGCAGCUCGGAGGCAAGUACCACGACGAAUUCUACACCAACGAGAAGGUCAAGGCUGCGUACAAGAAGUACAUCGCCACCUUCAUCAACCGAUACAAGAAGGACGCCACCAUCAUGAGCUGGGAGCUGUGCAACGAAUGCCGCUGCGCUGGCUCAGGAGGCGGCUUGCCUGAGUCGGGAUCGUGCACGACGAAGACCAUCAACACCUGGAUGACUGAGAUGUCGGCGUACAUCAAGAGCCUGGACUCGAACCACCUCGUGGCUACGGGUAGCGAAGGCUUCUUGAACACGGACAAGAGCGUUUAUCUUUACUCCGGGCUCUCCGGUGUCGACUUCGACGCCAAUCUAGCGAUCAAGAGCAUCGACUACGGCGCGUACCACACGUACCCGGACGGCUGGAGCGUCGACGCCAGCGAGUUUGUCUCUUGGGGAGAGAAGUGGAUCAAUGACCACGUCGCCUUGGGCAAGAAGGCCGGCAAACCCGUCGUUAUGGAGGAGUACGGCGUGAAAAACCACAACGUCAGUGUGUACGAGGCCUGGAGCGACGCUGUGUACGCCGCGGGGUCCAGCAUGCAGUACUGGGAGUUCGGCCUCGAGUCGCUCAAGACGUACCGUGGCGAAUACACCAUCUACGACACGGACGACAUCUUCAAGAACGCCAUUGUGCCGGCCGCGAAGAAGUUCAAGACUCGUAGUGGCUCGGCCUAG